Molecule: messenger RNA, 3027 nt
Organism: Punica granatum (pomegranate)
Lineage: Eukaryota; Viridiplantae; Streptophyta; Magnoliopsida; Myrtales; Lythraceae
Source: RefSeq, a predicted model, not a curated record
CUGAGCCUCGCGAAAACCAAACUCAAUCGAUCAAUCACUCUCUCUCUCUCUCUCUCUCUGAUUACCAUUGCGCGUUCCUCUCCAAAACCCUACUGACCUCCCAGACUUCCGGCGGAUCCGGUCCCACGCCAUGGCUGAAGAACCAGCCGCGCCGUCGCCGUCCCAGUCGACGUCGUCCUCGGCGUCGCCGCUCGGCCACUCGGUGAUCCCCAUUGUCAACAAGCUCCAAGACAUCUUCGCGCAGCUCGGGAGCCAGUCAACCAUCGAGCUCCCCCAGGUCGCCGUCGUCGGGAGCCAGAGCAGUGGCAAAUCGAGCGUUCUCGAAGCUCUUGUCGGCCGUGAUUUUCUCCCCAGAGGCUCCGAAAUCUGCACCCGCCGGCCGCUCGUGCUCCAGCUCCUCCAGACCAAGCGCAAGCCCGAUGGGACGGAGGAGGAAUACGGGGAGUUCCUCCACCUGCCUGGGAAGCGGUUCCACGAUUUCUCCGAGAUCCGGAGGGAAAUUGAGGCUGAGACAGACAAGGAAGCAGGCGGUAACAAAGGGGUCAUAGACAAGCAGAUUCGAUUGAAGAUUUUUUCACCAAAUGUUCUUGAUAUUACAUUGGUUGAUUUGCCGGGUUUGACAAAGGUUCCAGUGGGCGAUCAACCCUCGGAUAUUGAGGCCCGAAUCCGAACAAUGAUCAUGUCAUACAUUAAAAUUCCAAGCUGCUUGAUAUUAGCAGUAUCACCAGCAAAUGCUGAUUUAGCCAAUUCAGAUGCUUUGCAGAUGGCAGGAAUGGCUGAUCCUGAUGGUCAUCGAACAAUAGGAGUAAUCACGAAGUUGGAUAUUAUGGAUAGAGGUACUGAUGCACGCAACCUGUUACUUGGGAAAGUGAUUCCUCUUCGUCUUGGAUAUGUUGGGGUUGUAAAUCGGAGUCAGGAGGACAUCAUCCUUAAUCGAAGUGUCAAGGAUGCUCUAGUGGCAGAGGAAAAGUUCUUCCGUAGUCGUCCAGUUUACAAUGGUCUAGCUGAUCGGUGUGGUAUCCCUCAGUUGGCAAAGAAGUUGAAUCAGAUUCUAGUACAGCAUAUUAAGGCAGUACUUCCAGGGCUAAAAUCACGCAUCAGCUCUGCACUUGUUUCUGUUGCAAAGGAGCAUGCUAGUUAUGGAGAAAUCACUGAAUCAAAGGCUGGUCAAGGGGCUCUGCUUCUGAACAUUCUGUCAAAAUACUCUGAAGCCUUUUCGUCAAUGGUGGAAGGAAAAAAUGAGGAAAUGUCAACAGCUGAGCUUUCUGGUGGAGCUCGUAUACACUACAUUUUUCAAUCAAUUUUUGUCAAGAGUUUAGAGGAGGUUGAUCCAUGCGAGGACUUGACUGAUGAUGAUAUUCGGACUGCUAUUCAGAAUGCAACUGGUCCUAAAUCUGCUUUAUUUGUUCCAGAGGUUCCAUUUGAAGUUCUUGUGCGAAGGCAGAUAGCUCGUCUUUUAGAUCCUAGUCUUCAGUGUGCCAGAUUUAUAUAUGAUGAAUUGAUGAAGAUCAGCCACAAGUGUAUGGUAAAUGAACUACAGCGUUUUCCAGUUUUGAGAAAGCGAAUGGAUGAAGUUUUAGGGAACUUUCUUCGUGAAGGCCUUGAGCCCUCCGAAAUUAUGAUUCGUCACAUUAUCGAGAUGGAGAUGGACUACAUAAACACAUCACACCCAAAUUUCAUUGGUGGGAGUAAAGCUGUAGAAACAGCACUGCAGCAGAUCAAGGCCUCUAGAAUGCCAAUACCUAAUUCCAGGCAGAAGGAUGGUGUGGAGCUUGAUAAGGCACCAUCAUCUGAAAGGACAAUUAAAUCUCCGGCAAUCUUUGCAAGACCUGUUAAUGGCAUUGUUGCCGAUCUGCCUGUUCGCUCAGUUGCAGACAAUGACAAAGGGGCAUCUAUAGGAAAUACCAGUGGUUCCAGUUGGAGAAUUUCAUCAAUUUUUGGUAGUAGUGAUAGCCGUUUAUCUGCCAAAGAAAUCUCAACAAGCAAGCCACAUAGUGAUCCUGUUCAGACUAUGGAGCAAGCCUUGUCUAUGAUACAUCUGAGGGAGCCACCUACUGUUCUGAGGCCCUCAGAAAACCACUCUGAGCAGGAGACUAUUGAAAUUGCAGUCACGAAACUGCUGCUUAGAUCAUAUUAUGACAUUGUACGGAAAAAUAUCGAGGACUCCAUUCCUAAAGCAAUUAUGCACUUCCUGGUGAACCAUGCAAAGCGUGAACUGCACAACAUUUUCAUUAAAAAGCUUUACAGGGAGAACCUAUUUGAAGAGAUGUUACAGGAGCCUGAUGAGGUGGCCAUGAAAAGAAAACGCACCAGGGAAACGCUUCGAGUUCUUCAACAGGCUUUCCGGACACUGGAUGAAUUGCCACUAGAAGCUGAAACAGUUGAGAAGGGCUACAACUUGGGCUCUGACUCAACAGGUUUACCGAAGAUUCAUGGGCUAACUUCCUCAUCAAUAUACUUGACGAGUUCCAGUGAUUUGUAUUCUGCUUCCCCCAAGAACCCAAAAAGCCGGAAGUCAUCUCACUCAGGUGAAUUGCAGUCCCCCUUCUAUCCUGCCGUCGAUUCCAAUGGCAGUGGACGCUCCUUCAUGCCCGGUCACUAUCCGACAGUUGAAUUCUGAGCUGUACGCUGUCAUUUCUGCACUAUUGUCGGGAAAUUUAUUAACAUAUUGUUCAACAUAUGUGCAAGUCCGGGUUCUGGGCAUGUCUUUUUGACCGAAAAUCCUGUUCCUUCGCUAAUACAUUCGCAUGCAUAGUGGUUAUAAUUUUAUUGUUUCGGAAAAGCUUCGGGAAAGUAUAAUACGAAGCUGAUAAUUCUUUUACCUUCUCCCUCUUCCUUGGGAAGCAGCUUUCUUUGAUAUGUAAGUUUUGGCAGUCAUUCAGCUAGUGCUGCCAUCACCAUGAUUUUGGGUUUAGUCUCGAUCACCUCGAGAAAGUUUGGUUCUGAUGGUGGCUCAUUGACCAUAUGUAACUCGGGUAAUAAGAUUUUCAAUGCCAUUUGUAUAGGUUGAAGGCUGUUUGUUAAUUA